CCGGGAUGGCCGGGCCCGGCAGUUCCGGGGGCCCUAUUGGGGCAGGGACCCUGGUGGGCAGCUCGAGGUCCAAGGUGGCCCCAAGCGUGGACUUUGAUCACAGCUGCUCGGACAGCGUGGAGUACCUGACUCUCAACUUCGGGCCCUUCGAGACAGUGCAUCGCUGGCGGCGCCUCCCGCCCUGUGAUGAAUUCGUGGGCGCACGGCGCAGCAAGCACACCGUGGUGGCUUAUAAAGAUGCCAUCUACGUGUUUGGAGGGGACAACGGGAAGACGAUGCUCAAUGACCUUCUGCGCUUCGACGUGAAGGACUGUUCCUGGUGCAGGGCCUUCACGACUGGGACCCCACCGGCCCCCAGGUACCACCACUCAGCUGUCGUCUAUGGGAGCAGUAUGUUCGUAUUUGGGGGCUACACUGGGGACAUUUAUUCUAAUUCUAACUUGAAGAAUAAAAAUGACCUCUUUGAAUACAAGUUUGCAACUGGCCAGUGGACUGAAUGGAAGAUUGAAGGACGGCUGCCGGUUGCUAGGUCUGCUCAUGGUGCCACCGUGUAUAGUGAAAAGCUCUGGAUCUUUGCCGGCUACGAUGGUAAUGCCAGGUUGAACGACAUGUGGACGAUCGGCCUCCAGGACCGGGAGCUCACAUGCUGGGAGGAGGUGGCCCAAAGUGGCGAGAUCCCGCCCUCCUGCUGCAACUUUCCGGUGGCCGUGUGCCGAGACAAGAUGUUUGUGUUCUCGGGCCAGAGUGGAGCCAAGAUCACCAACAACCUCUUCCAGUUUGAAUUCAAAGACAAGAUGUGGACGCGCAUCCUUACUGAACACCUGCUCCGGGGCUCCCCACCACCCCCACAGCGGCGCUACGGGCACACCAUGGUGGCCUUCGACCGCCACCUCUACGUGUUUGGGGGAGCAGCAGACAACACGCUGCCCAAUGAACUGCACUGCUACGAUGUGGACUUCCAGACCUGGGAAGUGGUUCAGCCCAGCUCUGACAGUGAGGUCGGUGGGGCUGAAGUGCCAGAACGAGCAUAUACUUCUGAUGAGGCACCUGUUCUGGCCCCUGAGGAGCGGGGUGGCUUCAAGAAGUCCCGGGAUGUGUUUGGCCUGGACUUUGGCUCCACCACAGCCAAGCAGCCAGCCCAGCCAGCCUCAGAGCUGCCCAGUGGACGGCUCUUCCAUGCAGCCGCCGUGAUCUCUGAUGCCAUGUACAUCUUUGGGGGCACAAUGGACAACAACAUCCGCAGUGGGGAGAUGUACAGGUUCCAGUUCUCCUGUUACCCCAAGUGCACGCUGCAUGAGGACUAUGGGCGUCUGUGGGAAAGCCGACAGUUCUGUGACGUGGAGUUUGUGCUGGGUGAGAAGGAGGAGUGUGUGCAGGGCCACGUAGCCAUCGUCACAGCGCGAUGCCGCUGGCUGCGCAGGAAGAUCGUGCAGGCAUGUGAGCGACUGGCCCAGAAGCUGGAGGACGUGCCCCCUGCCCCCGGGGAGGCCAGCGGCGAGGCUGCAGGUGGUGCCCGGCCGUCCCUACUGCCUGUGGCCAUCCGUGAGGCCGAGGCCCGACCCUUCGAGGUGCUCAUGCAGUUCUUAUACACUGACAAGAUCCGGUACCCCAGGAAAGGCCACGUGGAGGAUGUGCUUCUCAUCAUGGACGUGUACAAGCUGGCGCUGAGCUUCCAGCUGUGCCGCCUGGAACACCUGUGCCGGCAGUACAUUGAGGCCUCGGUGGACCUGCAGAACGUGCUGGUGGUGUGUGAGAGUGCCGCCAGGCUGCAGCUGGGCCAGCUUAAGGAGCACUGCCUCAACUUCGUGGUGAAGGAGUCGCACUUCAACCAGGUGAUCAUGAUGAAGGAGUUCGAGCGCCUCUCAUCCCCACUCAUAGUAGAGAUUGUACGGCGCAAGCAGCAGCCGCCCCCAAGGGCACCUCCUGACCAGCCUGUGGACAUUGGCACAUCUCUGAUCCAGGACAUGAAGGCAUAUUUAGAGGGAGCCGGUGCCGAGUUCUGUGACAUCACAUUAUUGCUGGAUGGUCACCCACGGCCAGCCCACAAGGCCAUCCUAGCCGCCCGCUCCAGUUACUUCGAGGCCAUGUUCCGCUCCUUCAUGCCUGAGGAUGGCCAGGUGAACAUCUCCAUUGGGGAGAUGGUGCCCAGCAAGCAGGCUUUUGAGUCCAUGCUGCGCUACAUCUACUACGGCGAGGUCAACAUGCCACCUGAAGACUCGCUCUACCUGUUUGCCGCCCCUUACUACUAUGGCUUCUACAACAAUCGGCUGCAGGCCUACUGCAAGCAGAACCUGGAGAUGAACGUAACUGUGCAGAAUGUGCUGCAGAUCCUGGAGGCAGCUGAUAAGACACAGGCAUUGGACAUGAAGCGGCACUGCCUCCACAUCAUCGUGCAUCAGUUCACCAAGGUUUCCAAGCUACCCACACUGCGCUUGCUAAGCCAGCAGCUGCUCAUCGACAUCAUAGACUCCUUGGCUUCUCAUAUCUCUGACAAGCAGUGUGCAGAGCUGGGCGCUGAUAUAUGAGGCCCCACCUGC
Elephantulus edwardii (Cape elephant shrew) is the source of this 2537-nucleotide messenger RNA. RefSeq names its product leucine-zipper-like transcription regulator 1 (gene LZTR1). Lineage: Eukaryota; Metazoa; Chordata; Mammalia; Macroscelidea; Macroscelididae. Gene Ontology annotation, molecular function: protein binding. Gene Ontology annotation, cellular component: Golgi apparatus. The transcript is spliced from 21 exons. The coding region runs from base 6 to 2525 and encodes 839 amino acids. The record is from RefSeq and is a predicted model, not a curated record.